Molecule: messenger RNA, 2380 nt
Organism: Argentina anserina (silverweed cinquefoil)
Lineage: Eukaryota; Viridiplantae; Streptophyta; Magnoliopsida; Rosales; Rosaceae
Product: sucrose transport protein SUC4
Exons: 6
Coding region: 96-1610 (504 amino acids)
Biological process (GO): sucrose transport
Cellular component (GO): plasma membrane; vacuole
Molecular function (GO): sucrose:proton symporter activity
Source: RefSeq, a predicted model, not a curated record
UCUUCAUUUCCCAGAGAACAAUUAUUCCAAUUCUAGAGAGAGAAACUCUUCCAGAAGGUUCGAGUUUCUAGAGAGAGAAAUUGGCCUCGCCGGAGAUGCCUACGCCAGAAGCGGACCCGGAGCGCCACCACCACCGAGGUCGGACCACCAGACCUGCGGCGGCGGCGGUUCGGCCGGCGAGGCCGUCGCUCCGGCAACUGCUCCGAGUGGCCUCCGUUGCCUGCGGAAUUCAAUUCGGCUGGGCUCUACAGCUCUCUCUGCUGACUCCCUAUGUUCAAGAGCUCGGAAUCCCUCACGCUUGGGCCAGCGUCAUCUGGCUCUGUGGGCCGUUGUCCGGUCUGAUAGUCCAGCCCACGGUUGGACACAUGAGUGAUCGGUGCGCGAGUCGAUUCGGCCGGCGGCGGCCGUUCAUCGUCGCCGGGGCGGCGUCUAUUGCCGUCUCGGUUUUGAUCAUCGGCCACUCCGCCGAUAUCGGGUGGCUGCUCGGAGACCGCGGCGGCUUGAGGCCUAGAGCUAUCGGAGUUUUUGUGUUCGGGUUUUGGAUUCUGGACGUGGCCAAUAAUAUGACCCAGGGGCCUUGUAGAGCUCUACUUGCUGAUCUCACUGGAAAGGACCAUCGAAGAACUCGAGUUGCAAAUGCAUAUUUCUCUUUGUUUAUGGCUGUUGGCAAUAUUCUUGGGUAUGCAACUGGAGCAUUCAGUUACUGGUACAAGGUUUUCCCGUUUACACUUACAUCCGCGUGCGAUGUUAACUGUGCAAAUCUCAAGUCUGCAUUCAUUAUUGAUAUAGCAUUCAUUGCACUUACAACAUAUUUAAGCAUAUCAGCGGCUCAUGAAGUACCUCUGGGUUCGAGCGAGAGAAAUACCCCUUUUGCUGAGGAAGGGCCAGGGCAUUCCAGCCAAGCUGAAGAAGCUUUCCUCUGGGAGCUGUUUGGGACUUUUAGAUAUUUUUCAGCAUCUAUAUGGUUAAUCCUUCUUGUUACUGGUCUAAACUGGAUUGGGUGGUUUCCAUUUCUUCUGUUUGAUACUGAUUGGAUGGGUCGAGAAAUUUAUGGCGGCGAGCCAAAUGAAGGGAGAAACUACAGUGAUGGGGUUAGAAUGGGAGCUCUUGGUUUGAUGUUGAACUCAAUUAUGCUUGGUGCAACUUCUUUGCUAAUGGAGAAGCUUUGCAGAAAAUGGGGGUCUGGUUUUGUUUGGGGGAUUUCAAGCUUUAUCAUGGCACUUUCCUUUCUUGCAAUGCUUGUUAUUACAUUUGUGAACAAGAGUAUUGGCCAUGAUUCACCUCCAACUGGGAUUGUGAUAGCUUCACUGGUUGUAUUUGCGAUUCUUGGAAUUCCAUUGGCAAUCACGUACAGUGUUCCAUACGCCUUGAUUUCUUCUCGUAUAGAGUCUUUGGGACUUGGCCAAGGCUUAUCAAUGGGUGUACUGAAUCUGGCAAUCGUGGUACCACAGGUCCUGGUAUCCCUGGGAAGUGGACCAUGGGAUCAGCUAUUUGGUGGUGGAAACUCUCCAGCCUUUGCGGUUGCAGCAGCUGCAGCCUUAGCAAGUGGGCUGGUGGCCAUCUUGGCUAUUCCACGUUCUAUUCCGCAGAAGCCUAGAACUUUCACAUGAGGUACUCCAAUAAUUGAAAGGCCUGGCAGGAAUUGACAUAGAGCUGAAUAUCUGUGUGGAGUGCUUCCAUUCAGCAAAUCAUACUUCUCAAUUCUACAGUAUUUUGAAUGAGGACUGUCAUGCUAGUGCACUCUUAUGGAAUCCUUUUGUUGGAAUCAUAAUCUCAAUUAGGCAUCGUGCCCCAAUUUCACAAUGGGUGGUGCUGCCAUUUUCAGAAGUGUGAUGGAGGUUUUUAGAAGUGUGAUGGUACAAGUUGGUCCAAAAAAGCGAUGGAACGCUGGCUACACAAGUGUAUGGAUAUGCGUACGCAAAUGGAUUGAUGUAAUAGCCAUCACUAAGUUCUUGGUUAGACAAGUUAUCAACAAUUAGUGGAGAAUUUCUGAAAUGAAAAUCAGUCCCAUCUGCUGGAUUGUGGCAAAUUGCUACGGAAAAGUAGGUGAAGCCUCAGCUGUAGGAUUCGGAAAUUACUUGAAGAGCAGUUCCCUACCAAGUACCAACCAUAAUAUGUUUCUGCUUUUCGGGAAUUUGUCCUCCUGAAAAUAUCAUUUUCUUUGGGGUAAAGUUGAUUUUGAGUUGGUGGUUAAAUUAUGAGGUAUUGGAAUCUCAUGCGUUUUGUGCAUGAAUUUUUAGUUAUGUAUGGUGAAUGUGCUUAGUGGCCAACAGUGAAUAUGUGAAAUGUACUGAUUGAAACCUUGAUGGAGACAUCUCUUUUAUUCUCUGAUUUGCUGUUUUGAAAGCUUGGGUCAUUUUAUCUGAUACCUUUCUAUGUA